UAUAUGCACUAGUGUCAGAAUGAAAAUGGCGAAAACCAAAACAAUAAGCAAAGGAUGUCCAAAGUGCGAGCAACAGGUGCCCGUUGCGUGCAAGGCCUGUCCCUGUGGCCACUCUUUCUUCAAUGCACGUCGUAAUUCGAUGAAGAGUCCACCCAGUCCUGACAGUGGAGUCAUGAAAACUCGUAGAACGAACAGAAUUAAACGACGAAUUAAUUACUACGAUGCCCUGGAGUUUGAUAAACAGACUCGUAAAAGUGCAAAGAUUCGCAGGGCAGCAGAAGCUGGCUCAGACCACGACUGCCGACAGUUGAACAAGAAAAGAAAGCGAAAAGGAAAGCCAAAAGGCAGACCACCUGGCAACGGUAGUGUAGGUGACGACGAGGACGAUACUGAAGGUGUGAGUACUCUAUCACCAGAAAAACAACUCACCUGCUCUCUGAUACUCCAAGAGUUGAACAAAAAAAUGGGCACUGUCGCCUGGAAGCCAACGUGAUUCACCAAAUUCAGGGGAAAUAACUCAAAAAAAUGAGUAAAUUAACCCUGACAUUCGUGAAUUCAAUAGUAUCCAUUUGGAAAAUGUUCGUAGUCAUGGGGUUAAACGUGUGCCAUGUCCAUUGCAAAAGGAAAAAUCGUGAAUAAGUGCAAUGAUUUAUUGAAUUGAAUUAUUUUCGAUGAAAAUACUGAUCUCAACGUUACUGUGAUUAUUCAACAGUCAGUGGAUAUAUUUUUCACUCUUUCUACUAAUUUUCAUCGAUAAAGUUGAUCUAUUGAUUGUGCAACUUAUCGAACAUAUUUCAACAAAUUUCAUUCGUCAAUUAAUCUUUUUCUUCCACUCUAUCGUCUUUUGUGCAUGAAACUAGGAAAUUAAGUGAUUAUUUACAAUGAAAAUAGUCAUAAUCUAUGUGAAUAUCUUAUCCGUUUAUUCUCGGAAUAAAUCCUCGAAUUAUCACCAUUCAAACAAUUAAUGAAGGGAUGAUGGAUUAGUAUUAAAUAAUAUUCAUCUCGUUUAAUUUCAAUGAUCGAUGAUAUAAAAUAAUUCUGCAAAAUACUGUAGUUUAUAUUCUGCACCACAGCUGGAUGGGGCAUCGUUAAACAAAAAUACUUGAUCAUUCAUGGAUAAAUUCAUUGGAUCGAUACCCUACAUGGUCACUGAAGUCAUUAAAUUACAAUAUUUAUGAUCAAAUAUGCAUCACCUUCGACUUGGUCCAUUCAUUUGAAACAAUAUAUCCCUAAUUAAUUACAUGUUAACAUACUUUCAUUCGUGCAUGGACAUCUCAUUACAUGUCGAAGAGAUUACGAUUAUUUGUGAAACUUUUCUUCGUGGUAUUUCAAUCGUAAGGAAAUAUAGAUUUACAAAAGUCAGAGUUUAA
This is a messenger RNA of Diachasma alloeum, 1370 nucleotides long. Its product is annotated as UPF0547 protein C16orf87 homolog. Lineage: Eukaryota; Metazoa; Arthropoda; Insecta; Hymenoptera; Braconidae. Bases 20 to 493 code for a protein of 157 amino acids. The transcript has 3 exons. The record is from RefSeq and is a predicted model, not a curated record.